Amphibalanus amphitrite is the source of this 1341-nucleotide messenger RNA. RefSeq lists its product as uncharacterized. Gene Ontology annotation, molecular function: phosphatidylinositol binding. The transcript is spliced from 6 exons. NCBI's taxonomy places the organism in Eukaryota, Metazoa, Arthropoda, Thecostraca, Balanomorpha, Balanidae. The record is from RefSeq and is a predicted model, not a curated record. Bases 131 to 628 code for a protein of 165 amino acids.
AGUCUGUCGCCGCUGACCAGACGCGACUGGUGCUUCCAUACAGUUGCCGGGACGGGGUCUCGGGUUCGUCCGGAAGUGCCGGCAAGAUCGAACUGUGAUAUAGUAUAGGGCCGGCAGAUCGUUGGAAGAUAUGCGUUUCGCGGGCAAGAAGGUGGACAUUCAGGUGCGCGAUCCGAGACUGGAGGACGUCGGCUGCUGCAACUUCUGUCUGGGCACCUGCCUGAACCCCUAUCCCAUCAACUUUGAGAUCAUCACAAUGUCCGACUCUCCGAUGCUCUGCGCCAACUAUAUGGUGGUGAGGCGCUGGGAUGAAGACUUCAUCAAGCUCUACAACAGUCUUCGCGACCAGUUUGCCUUCAAUGGGCCUCUGAUCUCGGCUCUGAACACCCACCGACCGCGGCGGCUCACACAACUCUCCGAGGACGCGGUCACCCUCCAGUGCGGCCUCCACAAGAAGCUGCUCAAGUGGAUCAUGAGCAACAACGCGUUCUACAGCAGCCACGACCUGCACGCGUUCAUCGGCUGCAAGGCGGACACGUGUCCCUCGCAGCACACAGAGUCGGUGAAGAAGUUCCCGCAGUACCCGCGCGGCACGCGACGCCGCCGCUCUGGCCAGCACGAGGACUGAGAGUGCGCCCGCCGCGCCGGGGCCGUACCGGUGGGAUAACUACGGUUUGACGUUCGACAUCAGAGCGAAGUGAGCUCCGCUGUCCAAUGGACAGUGUAAGGACGACCGCAAUGACCGGAGAGCAGCGACCGAGGCUGCAGGCUUGGUGGUCAGAUGUGUCUAGUGGUCUGAUGACAAGCGUGUCGAAUCUGAGGACCGCGAAACCAAGCCAAGAACUGGCUGAAUCCAGCGUCGCCAGAGGCGGUGUGACAUCGCGAUCUCUGUGACCAAUCAUCACGUAGCAAAGUGUGCCGAUCAGAAGAGAAGAAUCGCGGAAUGUCGAUGUCCAAUGACCACAAUCUUGGAAAGAGAGACAAUUGCGGGUCACGCAUCGACACAAGAUUGUAGACUUCACUGUAUCUCAUGAUUUUUGUAUCUCACGAUUUUGCCUGCCAAGCUCCGUGCUGUCGUUUAUUUAAACGGUUUGUGUACGACGAAUGUCCACGUGCUGAGUACAAAUAGUUCACUGCCAGGGGUUGCGUAUGUGCGUCGUAUUCAGACGGAUGUCUCGCCUCUUUGACUGGUGCGUCUUGGGCCAGAUUACUGACACCAGAGAGGCAUUAGGUGUGCCACCAUCAUGACGCUCAUAUCCGGUGUUUUACUGACAACCAUUGUGUAAUCAUUGUGUAAUUGUCUGGGGAGUCGUUUUAAUACAGGAUCAUACAUUCCUUCAA